UUGCAAAUAAAACAGUGAUGUCAGCUGUAUUUUAUGAGGUUAUGUUGCAAACGUCAAAUAAUGUAGACAAAAUAGAAAGAUCAAAAAUAUACCUGUGAAAGAAAAUCAGAGGAGCAGGAACCUCCAUAAUUUGCAAAAAUGGAGACGGAAGAACACCUAUUAUCUUUAAAAGUGAUGAGGCUUACUAGACCAAGCCUGGCCAGUGUAAUACCAGUUACUUGCGACUCAAAAGACUUACCAGGAAACCUCUUUAAUAAUUCCUUGCAGCAAGACCCCAUAAGUGUUGAAGGAACUGAAACAUUAUCAAUCGGUCAAUUUCUACUUUUACCUCAAACACCUGUCAACAUUUAUUUGGGGGAAAUUUUCUCUAGUUAUAUUUGUGUGUACAGUGAGUCUAAACAGCCUGUAACUAAUGUUUCUGUGAAGGUGGACCUACAAACUAGCUCUCAAAGGCUGCCACUAUCUGCUAACCCUCCCACACCUACUCUAGGAACUGAUGAAACUGUGAAUAUUGUCAUACAUCAUGAGGUUAAAGAGAUUGGUACACACAUACUCAUCUGUGAAGUUACAUAUCAGACGGCAACAUCUCAAGUUAUGUCAUUCAGAAAGUUCUUCAAAAUUAUGGUUUUGAAACCUUUAGAUGUGAAGACUAAGUUUUAUAAUGCUGAAAAUGAUGAUGUUUAUUUAGAAGCUCAAGUUCAAAAUAUAACUGUGGGGCCAAUAUGUUUAGAAAAAGUAGCACUGGAUGCCUCACAAUUGUUUAAUGUUACAUCCCUAAAUACUACCAAAAAUGGAAAAAGUAUUUUUGGAAAAACGACGAUUCUUCAACCACAAGCAGUGUGUCAGUUUUUGUACUGUUUGGUACCUAAUGAGAAACUAUCAUCAGAUUUGAAAUUGUUGAGCGGUGCAACAAAUAUAGGAAAAUUGGAUAUAGUAUGGAGGUCAAAUCUAGGUGAAAAAGGCAGAUUACAGACAAGCCAAUUGCAAAGGAUGAGUCCUGAUUAUGGAGACAUCAGAAUGUCGGUAAUAGAGUUACCAAAUUUUGUGGUUCUUGAAGAUCUAUUCUCUUUCAAGUGCAAGUUGAUUAACAAUAGGUAAGGUCACUCACAAAUGCAGGAAACUGGCAGUUCCAAUGUGACAAGACUUGUAUUCUAUGCAAACUAAGUGAUGAUCACAUUCUGAAUUCAAGGACUGUGUAGUGUCUAUAUUUACAACCAAUUAUUUUGCAUUUAUUCCAGUGAAAGAGCUGUAGAUUUGUUAAUAUAUCUAGAGAAUGUUGAAGGAUUAGCCUGGUGUGACAUAUCAGGUAGAAAACUUGACACUCUACAGCCAUUAUCACACAGGAUUUUAGAGUUCAAAUGCAUUCCACUCAUUCCAGGAUUGAGAACAAUCUCUGGGAUAAAAUUAUUGGAUCCAUUUCUCAAGAGAACAUAUACUUAUGAUGAAUUGGGUCAGGAAACGCAGUGUUCAGCGAAUAAAAUCAGAAAAUAAGAAGGUUUGCCCAUAGUUACGCCUGGGGAAACUUACAAAAUCAAAACAUGCAAGACCGAUGAUGUAAGUGACGCCGUCAAAACAGAAAUUAGGAAUACUUUAGAGGAUAUGAGAAGUUCAGGACCACAUAUCACGACCUCUGUUUACUGAUUUCAUAUGGCGUUGAUGACGUAACCGCCAAGAACGGUGACUACAACUAUAUCAAGUACAGUCUGAGACAACUGAUGCCAGUUUUGGCCUAACAAGCUGUAGUAGAGCAUAUUGAAGUAACAAAAAAAAAAUGGGCAAAUUACCUGUCCAUUGCCAAAAGUCGGCGAUACUGAGGAACUAAAGCAUUUUUGGGUUCUGUAAGGAUCCUAACAAGAGCUUCUCGAUCUAGUGAGUGGAAGGGCACCAAAACAGGGAAUCUAC
Messenger RNA from Acanthoscelides obtectus, 1902 nucleotides. NCBI's taxonomy places the organism in Eukaryota, Metazoa, Arthropoda, Insecta, Coleoptera, Chrysomelidae. The record is from the annotation of a GenBank genome assembly.